Molecule: messenger RNA, 9618 nt
Organism: Hypanus sabinus (Atlantic stingray)
Lineage: Eukaryota; Metazoa; Chordata; Chondrichthyes; Myliobatiformes; Dasyatidae
Gene: hemk1
Product: HemK methyltransferase family member 1
Exons: 10
Coding region: 5349-6296 (315 amino acids)
Biological process (GO): protein methylation
Cellular component (GO): mitochondrion
Molecular function (GO): protein methyltransferase activity; nucleic acid binding
Source: RefSeq, a predicted model, not a curated record
UCCAAACACACAUAACUUACAGAAAUCAAUACAUGAAAAACACCAGAAAUGUGCUAAAUUGAAAGAAGAAAUUCAAAGAUUCUGGAACAUAAACAGGGUAUACAUUAUCCCAAUAGUAAUAUCUACAACUGGUAUCAUCCCAAGGUCUCUGCACAAUAGCAUUAAACAAUUAGGACUACACAGUAACAUCUCUGUAAAUCUCCAGAAAGCCGCAAUACUAAACAUUACUCAAAUAGUCCAAAAGUUCAGAGCAAUUGACAAAUGAGUAUGCUUUGCUAUGCCCGUACCUCAGGUUUUACCAGCUUAAGUUGAAGGAAAAACAUGAAACAAACAAAUAAAAAGAAGGAAAAGUAAGAAAUGUAAGAACUGACAAAUUUUAGAAAACAAUAUGUACACUCGAACACACUUAGAUUAACACUACCCUGGACUGAAGGAGGAAGAGGAAUAACAGACAUGCAACAUUUUCAGAAUGGUCAGAUAAAAUUUCUAAGGAUAUGUUUUCAUCAAUGAAGACAGGAUUCAGCACUCCACACAAGCAUAUACAGUUGUGAGAAGAGGUACUCACCACUAAGCACAAUCCAGAAAAAUGAAGGAACUAUCACAACAGAAGAAAAAGUUAAACCUAUGGAAGAGCUUGACCCUCCAUGGAAGACAUCCCUACAACCUGAGCGGAGUAGAUGCCAACAAGGAAGCACCGAUCUCCUGGCUCAGAGUUGGAGACCUCUUCUCAGAAACAGAGGGGUUCCUUGUGGCAACACAGGGCCAGAUGGUCUACACAAAAUGAUCAAAAAUACAUGAUAAAAGACCAACAAAUUCAAGAUCAUAAAUGCAUAAAGUGCCAAGAGAAACAGGAAACAAUCCAAUACUUCACAGGAUCCUGCAGCAAUUUAACUCAAUCCGAUUACUUUCACAGGCACCAUCAAAUGGUAAACAUCAUUCACCAAAACCUUGCUUUAAAAUACAAACUCAUAAAAAAAUAAAAAAAAGUCUGAUAAAGUUUUAGAGUCAAAGUCCAACAAAUUAUAUUACAACUGAUCCAUUAUUACAGAUAAGAUAAUCCAUAAUAACUGUCUGAUAAAAUAUUACAAGAUAAACAAGCAAAAACAAAUUACAUAAUAGACACAGCCAUUCCAAACGCACAUAACAUACAGAAAUCAAUAAGUGGAAAACAUCAGAACUAUGCAAAGAAAUUGAAAGAUUAUGGAAUAUGAACAGAUCAUACAUUAUGGAAUAUGAACAGAGUAUACAGGCCUACUCAGCAAUAUUCAUGUAAGGUCUUCAGAAAGCCACAAUAUUAAGCACCACUGGAAUAGUCUGAAAGUUUCUAGCAAUUGAGAGUGCUUGGCUAUGUCUGUACAUUACAUUUAACCAGUUUGAGCCAAGAAAAAAAAACUAAAAAUAAUUAUCAAAAACGAGAUGAAGAGUCCUUGAAAUUGAGUCUAUAUUUCAGUGAUGGGCAAGUGAAGUUGGGUGAAGAUAUCCCUCUGGUUCAAAAGCCUAAUGGUUGAGGGGUAAUAACUGCUCCUGAACCUGGUGGUGUGGAUGCUGAGGUUUCCGUACUAUUUUCCUGAUGGCAGCAGUGAGAAGAGAGUACAGCCUGGAUGGUGGGCAUCCUUUGAUGAUGGAUGCUGCUUUCCUGCGACAGUGCUCCAUGUCCAUAUGCUGAAUGGUGAAGCGGGCUUUACCCGUGAUGAACUAGAAUGUAACCACUACUUUUUGUAGACUCUUCAGUUCAAGGGUAUUAGUGUUUCCAGAGCAGACCGUGAUGCACAGUAUACUCUCCAUCGCAGAUCUGUAGAAGCUUGCCCAAGUUUUAGAUGUCAUGCUGCGUCUUCGCAAACUCCUAAGAAGGUAGAGGUGCUGCCAUGCUAUCCUUGUAAUGGCACUUAAGUGCUGCACCUAGGCUGGGUCCUCUGAAGUUAUAGCACCAAGGAAAUUAGAGUUGCUGAACCUCCCUACCUCUAACCCCUGAUUUGAGAACUGGCAGGCAGAUCUCUGUUUUUCUCCUCCUGUGGUCCUACAUAACGUAGGUGUGCCUAAUAAAGUGGCCACUGAAUGCAAUGUAGGAGCUUGAACUGGGAUUAGCUCUGUCAGUGCAGGGCAGGGAACGGAGAGCUGUUUCGCUUAACCUGCUGAGCCAUUGGAAAGUGCUGCUCCAAAGAGCACUACAUGAGGUUAUCCUUACCCUCUGCCUUAAGGCUCUAUAAGGAGACACUAUGGCCUGUUAGUCUGUUUAAGAUAACUUAUUUUUUAGACUUUCUUACUUCUCUUCUAAUAUUUGUAUAUCUGUGACAUUGUAACUUCCUUUGGGAUCAAUAGAGUAUCUAUCUGUUGGUGGUGUGCUAUCAUGUUUGCUGUUGUGUGCUGGGGCAGCAGGCUGAGGGUAGCAGACACCAACAGAAUCAGCAAACUCAUUUGUAAGGCCAGUGAUGUUGUGGGGGUGGAACUGGACUCUCUGACGGUGGUGUCUGAAAAGAGGAUCCUGUCCAAGUUGCAUGCCAUCUUGGACAAUGACUCCCAUCCACUCCAUAAUGUACUGGUUAGGCACAGGAGUACAUUCAGCCAGAGACUUAUUCCACCGAGAUGCAACACUGAGCGUCAUAGGAAGUCAUUCCUGCCUGUGGCCAUCAAACUUUACAACUCCUCCCUCGGAGUGUCAGACACCCUGAGCCAAUAGGCUGGUCCUGGACUUAUUUCCACUUGGCAUAAUUUACCUAUUAUUAUUUAAUUAUUUAUGGUUUUAUAUUGCUAUAUUUCUACAUUAUUCUUGGUUGGUGUGACUGUAACGAAACCCAGUUUCCCUCGGGAUCAAGAAAGUAUGUAUGUCUGUCUGUCUGUAUCUACCUCUGCUGAUUCUGAAGAAGUAACACAAACACGUGUUCAGAUUGUAGGCACAAUAAUCUGGAUGCAAGUCACCUGCGCUUUACAGACAUUAAAACUGUGCUCUCAUAGUUGUCCCAUUUAUAAUUCACAAGUCCAGCAGUGCUUUUCUCUGCCACUAAUGCAGGCGUAGGAGCAACAGUGAGACUUUCAGCUGAGAACAGUGACAAGAAGCAAAAGGACAACACAUUUAUUGUCCGAAUAAGGUUGGUAUUUUUAUGUGGUUGUUCACAGACGUUGCUGGAUCGCCAGCAUUUAUUAGUCAUUGAGCUGAACAGUAUAGAAACAGGCCAUUCGACCCAUCAUGCCCAUGUCAACCACACCAUGGGAGCUUAGUAGUUAGCACAAACUUUACAGCAUAGGUGACCUGGAUCCAUUUCCCACCGCUGCCUGUAAGGAGUUUGUACGUUGUCCCCGUGACUGCCUGGGUUUCCUCCGGGUGCUCUUGUUUCUUCUGCAGUCCAAAGACAUUCCAGCUAGUAGGUUAAUUGUUCUUUGUAAUUUGUCCUAUGAUUGGGCUAGGAUUAAAUUGAUGGUUUGCUGGGUGGCAAGGUUUGAAGGGUUGGAAGGGCCUAUUCCAGGCUGUAUCUCAAUACAAUAAAACCUCUACUAAUCCCACUUUCCUGCAUUAAUUCAAUACCCCUCUAUUCCCCGCUCAUUUUGGUACUUGUCCAGAUGUCUCUUAAUUCUCAUUACUGUUCCUGCCUCCAACACCUCUUCAGGUAGUGAUUCCAGAUACAAACCUUCUUCCUCACAUGGCUUCACCUCUCACCUUCUAGUUCAUACUCCUUCCCCUCCUCUUACCUCUUAUUCUGGCUUUGUCCCCUUCUUUCCAGUCCUGAUGAAGGGUCUUGGCCCGAAACAUCAACUCUUUAUUCAUUUCCAUUGAUGCUGAGUUCCUCCAGCACUGUGUGUGUAAAAUUUGCCUCUCAGGUCCCAUUUAAGCCUCCUCCCUCUCCUAUGCCUUCUGUGUUUACACACCCCCAGGAAGGAAACAGGCUCUAUGUAUCCUAUCUUUAUACGAGUAUGACAUGGAAGGAUAGCAGUAGAUAUCAUUUCUCCUCUCAGCCUCCCUUGCUCCAGGAUAAACAGACCAGCCUGUACAAUCUAUCUUCACAACUCAUGGCCUCCAGUCCAGGAACAUUCUUGUGAAUCUUUCCUGCAUUCUCUCCAGUUUAAUUACAUCCUUCUGAUAGUAUGGUGCACACAGUACCCCACGUGUAGCCUGUACAAUAUUCUGUGCACCUGUAUCAUGACAUCUUAACUCUUAAACUAAUUUCCUCAGCCAAUGAAGGCAUGUGUAUGAUAUGCCUACACUAAGGAAAUGCUGCAGAACAUAAAACACUACAACAAAGUACAGGCCCUUUGGCCCAUGACGAUGGGCUUGCAUUAUAACCUGCUCUUAAGAUCAAUCUAACCCUUCCCUCCGACAUAGCCCUCAAUUUUUUAUCAUCCAUGUGCCUAUCUAAAAGUUCCCACUACUCUCAGUAAAAAAAAACUUAACUCUGACAUUCCACUGUAUUUUCCUCUAAUCACCUUAAAUGCUGAUUAGUAGUUUCUGUUCUGGGAAAAAGUCUCGAGCUAUCAACUUGAUCUAUGUUUAUUAUCUUGUACAUCUCCAAUUUGCCCUUCAGGCUCCUGGACCUCCCGGAAUCAGGAUUCAACGAUUCACUCGCACCUUUUCCACAACCACCCCCGCUCCCCUUCAGAUCUAUGAUCGGUCCAUCAGACUCACUAUUCCUUUCCUUUUGCAUUAUUUAUUUUGUAGUUUUAGGAUUGUUCUUUCUAUGCACUGCAUUGCUGCUGCAAAACCACACCAUUUCACAUCAUAUAAGGCAGUUUCUGAUUUUGAGAAGAGAAAUGGGUCAGGACACGCUAACUCCGCGCAUUAGCCGCCGGAACCCGCGACGCUGCGCCGAGUUUCCUGCCCGGACUGCUUCGCGCACACACUGAAUGCACCAGACUGCUGGAGGAGAGGGCCGGCGCGCGGAGAGCAUAAGAGAAAAUAAAUUGGGAACGAAAGUUAAAACCCGGAGCGACAUAAACAAUGAGAGGUGGAAGGCGGGGGAAGAGAGCUUCAAAUCUCACUUGGGAAAUCCAAAGACACCAACAACGAGUUGUCACGGUCGGAUGGACGCUGCCAUUUUGCACCUUGGUGACGUCACGCACGCUGGUUUCCCGCACUUUCGGCUGAGCGGAGUGGGAAUGAUGUUUGGUGGCGGGGAUCUGCUUUUAGAGCCUCCCAAAUUGGAUUUUAAUCUGCUCUGAUGAGAUGGGAGAUCAGUAAGGAACUCAAUCCAGUGGCAAUGAAGUAAGACGUUCCAGGACGUUCCAGCAUGUUAAGUCCACAGUUAAAACUUAAUUCAAGGUCCUCACCCAAAGUGCCCAGGGGAGCAUAAUUAACCAUUCAAGAAAACUUGCAUUCUAAUGACUCUGAUUUAAAAUACCGUGUGGAAAUAACAAAGAAGAUGUUUAGGAUAAGAAGUGGCUACAUAGGCUGGAAAGUUCUCACUGGGCACCACCUUUGCUUGGCUUCACGUAGCAGAGUACUGUCACUUCACCCUGACAAGAGAGACCACGUCAGCUGCUUUUCAGCCCCCUUCUCCACAAGUUACUGCAGUUCUGUGCCUGCGACAGGAGCUGACUGUGUGACCCACUGGCAGAAGAUAUUUGAACAGAGGGCGAUAUCAGAGCCCUUGCUCUCAGCUGAAUACAUCGUUUCCCAUGUGCUUGGAGGAAAAACUAUUCACAGCCUUGGAGCGGAGGCGCUGACCAACCCCCUCACGGCAGAGCAGAUGCGGACAAUCUGGGAUUUGUGUUCCAAGCGCCUUCAACACAUGCCUGUGCAAUAUGUGAUUGAGGAAUGGGACUUCUGCGGUCUAACGCUGAAAGUAAAGCCUCCAGUCUUUAUUCCCAGACCAGAAACCGAGGGUUUAGUUGAUCUGGUGCUGUUGGAACUCGCCACAGAAGAAAAGGUUGACUGGCAAAGCUUCAGUCAGGCUUCAAGCCCAAUUUUUCUGGAAAUUGGGUGUGGAUCUGGUGCCAUAACUCUGAGCUUGCUGCACUUCUUCAAACAAGGUUUUGCUGUGGCAGUGGAUAAAAGCCCUGAAGCUGUGAACCUCACCAGAGAAAAUGCUGAGAGAUUGUGUCUUCAACACAGACUUCAAGAAUUGCAACUCAACAUUUUAUCCGAUGCCCCUGAACUGGCUCGGAUCUGUAAAGCUGUGGACGUUAUUGUCAGUAACCCUCCGUAUAUAUUCCACGAAGAUAUGCCUGGACUAAUGCCAGAGAUCCUCAGGUAUGAAGACCAUGAUGCACUGGACGGAGGAGUGGAUGGAAUGAAGAUCAUCAAACCUAUUCUUCUCCUUGCAUCUAAAGUUCUGAAAGAAUAUGGAUACGAACUUCCGGCUCAUUGAGCCAUGUUGCCAUCAACCCCAAUCUAAUCACGGGACAAUUUACAGUGACCAAUUAACCUAUCCUGGACUGUGGGAGGAACGUGAAGCACCUGGAGAAGACCCAUACAUUUCAUGGGGAAGACGUACAGAGGACGUCAUGAUUGAACUCUGAACUAUGACUGCAAUAGUGUCACACUAACCACUACUCUACCGUGGCCUGGGAAAAAAAUGGCUAAGAUGAGAGGCCUAAUUUUCAGGUGAUUGGAGUGAAGUAUACGGGGGAUGUCAGUGGUAGGUUUUCUACACAGAAAUUGGUGGGUGCAUGGAACACACUGCUGGGGCUCUUGCUAGAGGAAGAUACUUUAGCGACAUUUAUAAAGCUCUUCAAUGGGCACGGAUGAUAUAAAAGUGCAGGGCUAUGUAGGAGGGAAGAGUUAGAUUGAUCUUUAAAAGGUCAGCACAACAUUCUGGGCUGAAGGGCCUGUACUGUGCUGUAACAUUCUAUGUUCUAUAAUGGUGGUUGUCCAUCAUAUCCAACGAUGACGGGAGAUCUGUGCAGGAGAUUUUUUAAAGUGGAAAAGCCGUUGCACUGGGGCAGUUCCACUCUCUCGACCUCAGAAGUCUAGGUCCAGUGGUACGAACAAUCGUCACAAACUGGGGUCUUCCUUGGUCGUAGUGGAUGACAGUGCCAUCUCCUGUGCUUUGUCAUGCCCUUUGCUCUCCACGGAGCGCCGCAAUACUGCCUCCCUAACCACCGGAUCUCAUUAAUCCUAUCUGCCCAGUCUGCUGAAGCUGACUUUGCAUGCUCGGACAGGAAUGUCUCUAUUUCUCCAGGGUAUGAGGCCCUCAGAUGGUUCAGCCUGCCUGCUAAGGCAGUGUCCUGGGGUGCAAACAGCUACUGGAGCCACAGGUGAGAGCUGAGUGUCCGAUGGGGACCUAGGAUGAGUGAGCUACCCCAGAAUGAACACUGCAUGCCCCUACCCCUCCCUGGACACCCCAUACACCCCUGUUCUGUAGAAGUACUAGUUAAAUCCUUCAGCUUAUUCUAUGAUCUAUAAUAUGCCAAUUGAUUUAAGUACCCCUGAAUAUCUAUGAAUAGUGUAAAUGGUUCUUAAUGGUCAGCAUAGACUCAUUGAGUAAUACAUCAUGGAAACAGACCAUUUGGCCCAACUCAGCAAUACUGACCAAGAUAUCCAUCUAGGCUAACCCUAUUUCCCUAUAUUUGGUCCAUAUCCUUCUAACCUUUUUUGUAUCCAUGUUCCUAUCCAAAUAUCUUUUAGAUGUUAUUAUUGUACUAACUUCAACCACAUCCUCUGGCAGUUGGUUCCAUAUACGCGUCACCCAAUGCAUGAAGAAGCAGCCCCUCGAAUCCUAAAACAGGCUGACUAAAUCAGCUCACAGUACUCUGAGUGUUUCUGCACCAACACCUCGACAAGGUGAACUGAAAGGCCUGUCUAGAAAGAUACUAUGUGACUCUGGAGCAUUCAGAAAUAUGUAAAGAUUGCAGACGAGCAGGUAAAAGUCAGAGUCAGUCAAAUUGCAGAGGACGAGGCGUCUGUGUAAGAUGAUCUUCCCUCUUUUCCAUUGUUGGGCUUUUUUUAUAGUGACAGCCGUCAGCUUCACAAAUAGAUCAUUAUUAUCGCAAAGUCAGUCAGGUUUAUUAUCAAAUUACUUACAUGUCACCAUGUAUGUUACACCUUGAGAUUCACUUUCUUGCAUGCAUUUACAGGAAAAUAAAAAAUACAAUAAAAUUUAUAUAUAAGUAUACAUAAAUAAAGACUGACAAACAAUGUGCAGCAGACAAAUAGGUGCAAAUAAAAAGUAAAACUGAGAACGUAAGUUGGAAGGACUCCUUAGAAGUGAGUCUGUAAGCUCAGAAUUGUGGUGAGUGAAGUUAUCUACGCUGGUUCAGGAGCCUGAUGAUUGUAGGGUAGUAUGAACAUGGUGAUGUGUGACCUAAGACUCUUGUACCUUGAAAGUGAGUCCAGUUCAGUGGGAACAGUACUGUGAUGGGACUCUUCAUCUCAUGUUCUUGAUAUUUUUUACAGGUUUCCCCUGCUAGUCGAAGGUAGAGCAUUCCUAUAAAACCGUUUGUAAGCCCAAAUGUCGUAAAGCGAAGAAGCAAUUACCAUUAAUUUAUAUGGGAAAAAUUUUUGAGCAUUCCCAGACCCAUAAAAUAACGUACCAAAUCAAACCAAAUAGCACAUAAAACCUAAAAUAACAUGAACAUAGAGCAAAAGCAAGAAUGAUAUGAUAAAUAUACAGCCUAUAUAAAGUAGAAAUACUGUAUUUACAGUGUAGUUUCACUUACCAAAAUCGGGAAGACAGCCAGCCAAAAUCGAUUUGGAGAAAAAAAUUGGCACGUACACACCUACGUACAUACACGCAUACGCACGUACUUGCAUGUACACACAACUGCCCGCACAAGGCUUCACGCUCACAGUAGUCUUUUCAGGGUAAACACGCGUAUAAAGCAGGCAUCUUUUUCUUCAUAAAAGCGAAAAUCCUCUUUGGUUAGCGAAAUCAGGUACUAAUGUAGGUCUUUUGUAACAGCGAGUUGUCGUAAAGCCAACAUUCGAAAAACGGGGGUCACCUGUAUUUCUGAUUAUGAUUAUUAUUAUUUCAUUUUUUGCUCUUUCUUUUUGUAUUUGCACAGCUUUUUUUUGCACAUUGGUUAUUGUCCGCCCUGAUGGGUUCAGUCUUUCAUUGAUUCCUUUCUUUCUUUUUCAAUCUUUUUAUUAAGUUCCCAAUAAAUAAUAUUAAUACUAAUACAUAGAGAUCAGGAGUACAUUAAUAAUGGUUAACAUGUAGGAACACAUAUUCCAAGUAACAAAUGGAGUCUAACCUCCCAAUCUCUUAGUAAUUAACCAUGAAAAAGAUAAUUAUAAUAAUAAAAGAGAAAAAAAACUAGAACAACCUUCCAUUGUGUCUCUUAUAUUUACUGUGAUUGCUCACAAGAAAAGGAAUCUCAGAGUUGUAUAUGAUGACAUAUACGUAAUAUGAUAAUAAAUUCACUAAAAACCUCCCGCCUGAUGGUGAUAGCAAGAAGGGAGCAUGGCUUGGGUGCUGGAGGUUCUUGAUGAUGGAUGUUGCUUUCCUAUAGCAACGCUCCAUGUAGAUGUACUCAAUGGUGGGGCUUUGCCUGUGAUGGACUGGGCUUUAUCCUGUAGAAGGUGUACGUUGAUUCACAGUUCAGUUAACUGCCCAAAGGGAUGGUGGUCAUUAAAAGUGUCAUACUUCAGAAUACACUUGCAAACCCAGCUAAGAAUUGCAGCUGAGUUGGUCUUCUGUGGUUUCUGCACAAUAAUUAGUUGUUAAAUCAACUAUUGCAGUCAAAUAAUUG